AACCAGUGAAGAGGAGCUUACACUCCACUGUAAAAGUAGGAGACUACCUAUAUAUGUGGGGUGGGUUCGGGCCUGGAGUACACUAUGAUGUGAUGGAGGUGUAUCACUUACCAACUGGUGCUUGGGACCAGAAACCUACCACCGGUACUCCACCACCAGGCACCAGGGGCUACUCAGCUAUUGCAAUUGGGAAGAACAUAUACUAUUUUGGUGGAUAUGAUGAGUAUCUCCAUCACAACAAUGUGCAUUGUUUCAAUGUGGAUUCAUUCAACUGGAGGGAACUCUCUCCUUCUAGUUCUGAUCGUGGUCCAAUAAUGAAGGGCUACUAUGGAAUGGUAUCAGCUCAUUUUGACGGUCAAGACUGUCUUGUAAUAAUUGGAGAAACCAAAGGAUCAUCUCCUAUCACUACUCAAAAGCAACUUGGAGCCCAGUAUUCAGCUGGUGGUAGAUGCAAUGAGAUACACUAUUACAGGAUUUCAUCAGAUCAAUGGAUAUCUCCUGUUGUUACUGGAGACAGACUACCUUCUAUUGAGGACUUCACGCUAACACCAGUUACUAAUAACACUGCAGUAAUUUUUGGAGGUGAUACUGAUAAUAGAGCCAGUAAUAAACUGUAUAUGAUAAGUUUCACUAAGACAUCAGUGGAUAUAUUAGAAGUGCCUAAUCCUGGAGGAUCAGUACAAUGGCCUAAGGGAAGAGCAGCUCAUUCCAGUGUACUGAUUACCACUAGUUCGGGACCACACUUACUAAUGGUGGGUGGAUCACCUGCCUAUGAUGCAUGGUUACUGGACAUUAACAAAAGAAAAUGGAAAGAACUUAUUAAUUUACCAGACAAUGUCACUAAGAGACACUGGCAUUCUCUCUCAGUGUGGAGUGUGACCCCAUCUACUAACUGGAUGAUUGAGUUUGGAGGAAUUAGAAAUGAUUUAACAACAAUAUUAAGUGAUACACUAGUUACUGAAUUCAGUAAGUACAUGUAGACAGUAGUAUAUACAAUGUGCAUUGAUGAAGUAAGUAAUUCUUGUGAUGAAUAUUUAAUGAGAGCAUUUGACGUAUACUAAUUCAUUCCUGCUAUGCACAAUAGUAGAAUAUAAUGACUGAAAAUACAAAACACUGAUAUUAAUAUAAUGGAUCUAUGUAUUUAUGGGACAAAGUGUUCUAAUUGGGCGAAGCCCGCUAAGAUGAAGUGCAGUCUUUCUGUAUGGGGUAGUAGGAUCGUCUAACUAUUAUGAAAGUUAAUUAGCCUAAUCUUGGUUGAUUUUUUUCAAAUGCUCAGCAAACUGCUAUCCAAAAACUUCUCUUGCAGCAAGGUAAAUUAUACAGCACAACCAUAGCGUGGCUCAGGGCUGAACUCCUUCAAAUGUUUUACAUUUUUCUUUGUUAACUGUGUAAACUGACAGAAGUCAGACAUACCAUGAUUCGACAUGCAUAGAUCCAUCAAU
Messenger RNA from Amphimedon queenslandica, 1442 nucleotides. RefSeq names its product kelch domain-containing protein 2-like. Bases 54 to 980 code for a protein of 308 amino acids. The transcript is spliced from 4 exons. Gene Ontology annotation, molecular function: protein binding. Lineage: Eukaryota; Metazoa; Porifera; Demospongiae; Haplosclerida; Niphatidae. The record is from RefSeq and is a predicted model, not a curated record.